AGGUAUUGUUAUUUGUUAGAAAUAUCAUAACUCUUCUAUGGAGUUUGUGAAGAGUAGUAAAACUGAGGUAAUGUCAGAUCCUGUAUUACAAGAUCCACACAUUAUGAUACAUGGACAAAAUGAUAAGAAAAAAAUGGAUGAAUUCUCACAAAGUACUAUUAAUUCUGUAGCUAAUGAUGACUUAACAGAGGAGCCACCAUCCAGUGUGUCUUCCAGCCUUCCCAUGUAUCUACUAACAACAGAGGGUAGUGAUGGUUGCACACAACGUUAUAUCGUCAGUGACCCAUUUAAAGAUUCGGAAAUUGGUGAUUCUUCAAAUUUGUUCAAAGACAGUGAAAUAACUGCUGGUACUUCAUCCAACUUCACAUCAAGCCUUGGUUACCCACUUUCAUAUUACACCUCUACCACCCCACCUAGUGAUAAUUCACAAAUAUUAUCCAUAAUUAACAACGAGAACGAAGACAAUGGAACAAGCAACGCUGUUACACAAGUGACCUCAUCAGAUUUAUCGGAAGAAAUGAUCCGUAGCUUCGUUGUGGGUGGGGGGAAUCCCCAGCAUACCCAGACAGACGCCGCGGGGUCAAGUGAGGUCAUUGACCCCACCCAAGUUGUCACAGCAAUUAUCACUGAUGAUGAAACUAAUGUUGCGACCCCGACCGAAAAACAAGUUAUAAUCGUGACUGAAGGAGCGGAAGGUGAAGAUAUGGUCGUGGAGGAUGACGAUUAUUUCCAAGAUGCAGGAAUGGCUGGAUAUGAAAAUGGAGAGUUUAUGGUCACGUUGCUUCCUAAUAAAGAAGAUAUGAAUGUAUAUGAUGCAUCUUAUACAGGUGGGGUGACAACAAACGAACCUCCGUUAGACCUUCAGUUCGAAGUUGCGGCCGAAAUCACUAAUUUAGAAGGCCAACUUCUUCGUCGAGAAAUUGUUACUCAAACCACCACUUGGAGGAAACCAAGAGCAACGAGAAAGCAAAAACAAUCCUCAUACAAAGGUGAAGGUUCUCUAGUGAAUAAUUCUACCAAUAAUAAGCAAUUUAAAUGCGACAGGUGUAGCUUGAAGUUCCAACAAAAAGACAUGCUGGAUAUCCAUGUUAAAUGCCACACAGUGUUGGAUAAAGUUUACAAAUGUUUCCACUGUGGUGAAACACACAAGCAUUGGGUUAAGAUGUACCACCAUCUUUUCAGUCAUGGUAUAGAGAAGCCACACAAAUGUCCAGUGUGUUCUUUCUCAUGUAUAAGCAAAAGUGACUUAAUAGCUCAUGAGUUCGUUCAUAGCAAAACUAAGAAUUGGACAUGUCCCAAAUGUAAGCGAAGUUUUAAGCAUCGGCGAAACAUGGUCGCGCAUGAACGAACUUGUCCUGGGGUCGAUGAAUCGGGGAAAAUGAAUCCAACGAAGAAUGAGGAGAAAUUUGUUUGUAGUGUUUGUUCGAAGCAGUUAAGCAAUAAAAGAAAUCUUGAAAAACAUUUUGAAAUUCAUCUUGACGUGAAACCUUUUGUUUGUGACUUGUGUGGUCAUUCUACAAGACUCAAGGAGUCGCUAAUAAUGCACAAGAGAUUACACACAGGAGAAAAACCCUUCAAGUGCGACAUAUGUAAUUAUGCAACUCCUGAUAAAUCUUCAUUAAGACGACAUAAACGAAGACACUCAAAUGAGAAGCCUUAUAAAUGUUCCUAUUGUGGUUAUAAAUGUAUCCAGAAACAUUGCCUCGAAAACCAUAUUCGUCGAAAACACACAGGUGAACAGUUUGUUUGUGGGUUGUGCCAUUUCUCAACUCACGAUCGAUAUGGGUUAAACCAGCAUUUCAAACAACAUCAGAAUGGUGGGGUUACCAGUGAGAUUACCCAGUCAUCCGCCAUUGUUAAUAUUUCAACUGAUUGUGUUGUGAAUUCCGCACCUAAAGAACAGGAAUCAACAAAAACAGACACCAACAUGAACUUAAAUAUGGAGAAUGUUGUUCUUCAAAUCCAACCAACGCAGGAAAACAACAAAUCUGAAACUUGGGCAACAGCAAGCAGUGCAAUGUCGGGCAGUGAUGUUCUUACUUCAAAUAAAAAUCUUGAAUCUCAAGAAAUUAAUGUUGAAGCUAUUGCUGUUAAUGCUGAACAGCAUAUGAUUCAACUAACUGGACCUGAAGGAACUUUAUUACAACAAAUACAACAACCUGGGGACCUUGUAUUUAUUAGGGAAAAUGGUGAAAUUUUGAUCAAGAAACCCGACGGUACUAUUUUAUUAAUCCAACAACAAAUGGAUGAGAAAGACAACAUGGAAGAGGUUUCACAGACACCUGAAACAACCGCAUAACAUGUUCGUAACUUAAUGUUGCCGCAAUGCAUUACCCACUGCCAUUCUAUCACUGUGUUAAGAUAAUAUUGACCUACAAUGAAAUAAAUUCGGAAAAUUUGAAAAAAA
This is a messenger RNA of Ciona intestinalis (vase tunicate), 2407 nucleotides long. Lineage: Eukaryota; Metazoa; Chordata; Ascidiacea; Phlebobranchia; Cionidae. The record is from RefSeq and is a predicted model, not a curated record.